AUGGCUAUGACACCAGCACCUCUAACUGAUCAGCAGAAGACCCACCUUAGCGACAAGCGCUCAGCACAUCUGAAGUCUUCGAAGCAGGACAACAAUAUCUACUUGCCAAGUCAGCCCUUUCUGGUUCACUGAUGACAGUUCAGAUGAGUGGAAACCAGGAUACAUUGAGUCCAAAGAUAUCACACCAGACUCGUAUUGGAUCACCAAUGACAAGAACAAUAGAAGGCUCCGAUGUUACAAACAUGACAUUAAGCCACGCUACAUCACUAUCACACAGCAGCGACCCAAGCCACAGGUACCUGUAAGAUACCCGGCUCACGUGCCGGAUGAUGAUGCAGCCUCAGCAAUUCCUGAAGGGCAAGAACCAGUAAGCCCAUCAGCAGAUACACCGACUACUUUGGCAAAAUCACCACCUGCCAGUAACAGCCAGAAGUCAGCAACGCCAAAGAACAAUCCUGAUGUUGGAAAGCUCAGAACACAAGCAGACAUAACACCAAUGCUAACCAGAUCACGCUCUGGGUGUCUAAUCAAGCCAACCAGGAAUCCAGACUUUUUAUAUAAUCCUGUUUAACUUUACCAGACAUUUGUGGACUGUUUGAGACCACAAAGACUUUUUCGGUUCAGUUUCAUAUGAACACUUUUGACAUUUUGGUUCUAAAACCAUCUUAAAAGGGGACAUGUUAUAUUAUGCUAAUGAACGUUUCGUCACAUUUCAUGACUUUUACAUGAUGUCAACUUUAGAGUGUUUGAACCUCGUGCUUUUCACAGCAGCCAUGUUUGUUUCUUAAGCUGUAAAUCGAGCUAGUCUUCUAAACAAAGUAAUUAUAGAAAUAUAACAACACCCAUACUACGUUUAUAGCCAGUUGGGCUGACACAAGAUUCUAUACCGGAGCCUUCCACUGAAAACAAUACCUUCAAGAAAAAAUCAGAAUCAAAACAACAGCUUUUAUACACCGACAUUGAAACUUAUUUUAUAGCGGCUUUAAAUACGACAGAGAGAGUCCCUAAAGGUACUAAAUCGCUUCUCAAUGAUAAGAGGACAAAUAUUCUGUCAAGGUUAGGUACGUAUCAAAACAAAAUCAUGAUUCAGACGCAAUUGAGCAUAUAUGAGCGGCUUUUUUUUAAAAAGUAGUAAUUAAAAAAAGAGUGGUAACAUUAGCGUGCCUUUUUAAACGUAAAAGUUCAGCCUAGGUUCGAGGUGUUAAAGAUCGCUUGAAAGCUGAUAAAAGCUACUUUAAGACAAACUUCAAGAUCCGCGUUUCUGAAGAAAGCCAGUGUGCUGAUCAUUGCCAGGUAUUUGCGUUGUCUGACCCUGAAGAUUAUCUCUGUGUGCAUGAGCACACGAAAUCAUUUCACUUCAGGUAAACGAUUAUUGAUACCAUGUUCUAUAGUCUUCUUCUUUCAAAACCAAAAACCUAAACCUAACCUAAACUUGCAGUCAAAACCAAAGAAAGAAGACAGAUUUCCCCCCCUAACAGAUUUUGUCUUGUUCAGUUUAUCGUUAAUCGUUUCAUUUUACACAUGUAAAAAAAUUUCUUCACAGGAUAUUACGAGGAGAUACAUAGUAAUUUUACCUGAUCAUGAAGAGUAAGUUUUCUAAUUGACAUAUUUUAAUCACCCUUUUUGCAACUGGAAAUGGGUGGCUCAGGUGACCGAAAUCUACAGUUGUUUAACUUCGGAAACAAUGCCGCGUUUACAUCAUUAAACAAAGGAUCAGGAAAAAUAUACCGUGAAAAGACAAGCAAAUGAUGUGGCCCUAAAACGGCGCAGCAUGGAAACGAGGUUGUAUGUACUGCCUGUUGUACUGCUCGAGUUUGAAGCCCCGUACAGCAUGGGCUAGUAAAGACUGAGAGAAUUUAUUGUGUUUUCUUCCUAAGUAAAUGCAUUUAUGUAACGAUUAAAUAAAACAACUGUUCUGUAUAAGAUUCUUAAAUCAGAAAAAAAAAAAACACGUAAAACCUGUAGAAAAUAUCCACGAUUGUUAGCUAUCUAAGUGAAGUAUUUAGCGAGGAAUUAUGUCUUCCGCAAGCGAAUUUAGAACUUUAAAAGGAUAAUUUUAAAGUGAAAGUAAAAGUAAUAUCGUGUUCUAAGUUAAUAUAAUUCAAGAAAGAAAUAUUUGACUUGAGUGUCUUUAGUAGAGACUUCCAAAAUGAACUGAUCAUUCACCUCGGAGAAAAAACCUGUACUUCACUCAUCGCUUCGCGCUUACUUUUUUCGGAAGUCACAAAACUUAGUUUAUUAGUGAAUUCAUCUUUUUUUUCUUCAAAAUGUAAAGAAAAAAGUGUAGGAAUCGUAUCAAAUUUUAUGAAACUAGCGAAGAUUUUCGCUAAGGCCAAAGGAAAUGUUUUUACUGACCUAUGAAGUAAUAAAUAAAGCGCGCGCCCUGCAAUGCCAAAGUUCCGGUUCAAGCGGAAAAUUACAAAGUCAUUGGGAAUUCCAAUACACAUUCGCGUUUCGAUUUAAAAAAGAUAAUUACGGGAUUGAAGGUAUCCUAACUAUACCUAAAAGGAAGUUUUUCUUAUGAAUCAACCAGUCUCAAUUAAAUUACGAGGGUAGAUACAAUACAAUACAAUACAAACUUUAAUUGACACUCCCUAAAGAGAGGGCUUUUCAGUGACAAUGAUAAUCACUACCGUUGAAACGAGAGUACGGUAAAUCUAAAAAUUACAAAAUUACAAUAAUAAAGUGUUUUUUAGAAAAAAUUAAGAAAGCUAAAAAGUAAAUAAAUAUUCACUAGAAUUAAAAUUAAAAAUAGAUAUGAUACAAACUAAGACCGAUAAGAUAGGAAAGCAGCAAAUAAUUCGGCUCUAAGUUUACGCUUUAAAUUACGAGCAGAGUCACAGAGUUUGAGGAGAUUAUCUAAAUUGUUCCAUAGACUUAUACUAUACGGUAAAAGAGUGUCCUUUGUCCAGAUUUACGGUUUUAAAUAAGGGUAUAUGCAGAAGUUGGGAGCUUCUGUGUUAGAAACGUCGAUGAUAGGUAAGUAGGAGCGGAGCCAGUCAUACUUAAAAGCAAGCACGCCAUCACGAAGAUAUAAUAGGUAGCCAAUGCAGUUCUUUCGGAAGCGGAGUAACGUGGUCAGAUUUUCUGGAAACACAGAUAAUCCGGGCUGCAAAGUUCUAGAUCGCUUGGAGCUUGAGAAGCUAGGUUAGUGUCCGCUGCAUUGGACUAGACGGAAGAGCAUUAGAACCACUUACUAAACACUAACAUGUUAAUUAUUGUGGUUAAAGUCGAUCUGUCAAACACGUGCUUAACACGAUUAAUUUGAGCUAGACUUGAGAAGCAUGAAGAAACUGUUUUAUCAAUAUGCUUGUGAAGUAAGGCUCGAGAUCAAGUAUUUUCUGUUGCAACGGACUUGCCGCCUGCCCCAGAAUGGCUUCUUUAGUUAAUCAGAUGCAAUUGUUAGUCUAACUGUAGGCUAGCAGUAUGCGGUGCAUUUGUCGCAAGAAUGCUGAAUGGUAUACAGUGUUCCCCGGCCUGCAAAGGGUCUCUGUGCACAAAUUUUUCGAACACUGUAGACUACGAAAGUUAAGAUUGGGAAGACUAACGUAUUUAAAAAUAAAUUUUGUAUAUAGCACAUGUACAAUUGAAUUAAAAAGGGGUUUUCUGGUGAUUAUAUAGGACUUUUUUGUCGCGAGUCUUAAGCAAUUUUGUCUCGUAAUGUUUCAGCAAAAUCAGAUCUCACUGCUGGAGAGUACGUAGAUUCUAAAAAUCCUUAAUAUUUUACUUAUUCAGAUGAUACAGUUUUGGGAACUUCUUGCACGAUUAAAACCUUAAAAUAAUUUUUCUUAAGAAUAUAUUCUUAGUUUUGGCGAAAUGGCUCGAUUUAUAUCAAUAACAAAAGCUAAACAGCAACUUCCGGUUGACAGCCUCGUUUUCAUGCUACGGGAAAAAGGGACUCAUGUUAAAAGUCCUGUUUGGAGGUGUUCCCAUGCUUGGAUCUUUGGGGACUUUUAGUAUGUUCAUGAAUGGGAUAUUUCUACCUAGUCAAUGAUGAGAAAGGUUCUUUUGCAAUUAGUUUCAGGUCCGACGACAAAAUGCCUGGACUAUACACCAGGACGUAGCAAAGGAUAAUAUCCUCAACAAUAUGACGCCAGAGCAAGCUUUAGUUAUAAUGGAUUGGGUAAUGAAACUCCUUCCCUUGAAGUAUAGAGAAACGCAAGGAGAGUUGUUUGGAAAGAAAGGCCUCUCUUGGCAUGUCACAGCCGUGAUAACAAAACCGAAGGAAGAGUUGGAGGCAUUUUCUACAGGCAAAUCCUACAUCUGAUUAUGGGCAUAUCCAAAAUACUGCAUGAUGCUUUGUCUGUUCCUGUAUGUACUACGCCGCUCAGCCGGAUUAUGCGCAAAUCUUUUUUUGUGACAACAUGGAACCACACUCAUACGAAACGUAGGAAUUGCAUGCCGAAAUUUUAUCUUUUAAAAGGACAUCUGUAGGGAUCUCUUCUCAGAAGAGAUCCCUGUUUGUUGACAUUGUGUUAAUUCUUGAGAGCGACCGUUUACAGGAGGUUUGACGGUAUAUUCCGUAAAUUACCAUUUCAGUUUCAGAUAUUGUAGUAGUCGAAUUUGUGUCCUAAUUAGAAGAAAUGCUGAGUUUUCUUCUUAUUCCCUGAGUAACAGUAGAGUUAUCCACAGUCACCUGCUGUGCAAAAUACGGUAAAGGCGACCAUAAAUUAGGUAUUGACAAUGGAGGUAGGUCCACAUUCUACUGAGAAAAUAAUCCCUUGAAAUCUUUAGCUAUGAAGUGCAGGAAGAUACGAGGCAUAGUUAUAGUCAGUGGAUGAAACAAUAAGUGGACAACAGACAGGAUUACCAAAAGAGUAGGUAUUUGAAAGUCAGUGAGCUUUCCUGUUGUACUUUAUUUAACGUCAUGGAGCCGAUAGUGUAACAUUAUUUCUUAUGUUCAUAUGUAUAGGUAAGGACAUACGUUCACCUCCUGGAUCACUGCAGCCAGAACUGGUUUGCUGUUGCAUCUAUUUAUGAGAACACGCUUAUGGAAAUAAAGAGGAAGUCACCUGAGAUUGUCGAGGCGUUUGCACGUAGUGAUAACGCUGCAUGUUAUCACUGUACUCUUUUAUUGCUAAGUAUUCCUGGUGUUAGUCUACGUACAGGUGUAACUGCAAGCCGAUACGACUUCAUUGAAUCAAACAGUGGCAAAGAUAUUUGCGAUCGCCAUAUUUCUCCUUUGAAAAGUCAGUACGUCAAUGCAGGAAAUGAUGUCGAGAACGCAAAAGAUAUGAAGAAAGCAAUAGAUUCUUACUCCGGAGUUAGAGGUUGCCGUGUAUCUGUUCUAAAGGUGGACACUAGCGCACAGGAUCUGCAUAAUCACAACUUGAACGGAGUACUGAUGUUUUCAAACUUCAAGUUUUGCGUGGACGGAAUCAGGAUGUGGAAAGCCUUCAGUGUUGGAGAAGGAAAGUUCGUUCGUUACGACAAGCUAAUGAAGAGACGGACCGGCCAGGGAAUUACCCGAUUAGAGGUUAUUGAGCCGUUCACAUCCCCGCGUGUCGACUGGCUUCUUGUACAAAAACAGCAAAACGACGGAAAACAAAAGUGAACUUGUGAAUUCAGUUGCCUUCAACCAGGUUGCAUCAAGUUAUUCAAAACGACAACAGCGUUGCAAAACCACCAGGACUUUGGCAAGCACAUUUUUUGCACCCAAAAGGAUUCCACGCAUGACAGUAUUAAGCGUAAAUGGGCUAAAGCAUGCACCAACAUACGCCCUUCUUAUAUUCCAUUUAAAAAGAACCUUGGAGGAUUGAGUCAAGAAUAGUGCAGAGAGUACCCCACUGCUGAGCCUGGCUGGGCCUUGAGGAAAAACAAGAAGACCGGGCAAUUUUCAGAACAUGUCAAAGAGUACCUCUUUAAAUUGUCUCUUGAUAGAGAAGAGACAGGAAAUAAGAGCGACCCUGCCGUUGUUGCCUCAAACUUGAAGUCACUUCGUGGACCAGAUGGCGUAAAAUGA
This is a messenger RNA of Porites evermanni, 5962 nucleotides long. The record is from the annotation of a GenBank genome assembly. Lineage: Eukaryota; Metazoa; Cnidaria; Anthozoa; Scleractinia; Poritidae.